CGUCAAAACCCCCCCAAAUAAACCCAAAAGAAAACGAAGGGAGCAUCAAAGCUCAAGUCUUUUUGCCCUUUUCUUCGAUCAAAAUCGAUGGAAGCAACAAAAUUAAACGAAUUGAAGCUGUUCAUAGAGCAGUGCCGCAACAGUCCCGCUCUCCUCUCCGAUCCUUCCCUCGCUUUCUUCAGAGAUUAUCUCGAGAGUUUGGGGGCUAAAUUGCCCCCCUCUGCUUAUGGCAAGGCUCAAUCACCGAGAAGUCGCGAAGGGAAGAGCGAAAUGAUUGAUGAAAGUGAUGAAGAUGUGGAUGAAGAUGAUUUUGAAGGAAAGGCUGCUCCGCCUGAAGAGGAACCGGAUGAUGAAAUUAUUGAGUCUGACAUUGAGCUUGAAGGGGAAACAGUUGAACCAGACAAUGAGCCUCCCCAAAAGAUGGGAGAUCCAACUGUCGAGGUUACAGAAGAGAACCGUGAUGCUGCUCAAGUGGCGAAGGGAAAGGCCAUCGAAGCAAUUUCAGAAGGAAACUUUGAUGGAGCAAUUGAACAUCUGACUGAGGCUAUUUUACUGAAUCCAACAUCAGCAAUUAUGUAUGGCACUAGAGCUACUGUAUAUAUCAAGAUGAAGAAACCAAAUGCUGCUAUUCGUGAUGCAACUGCAGCAUUGGAGAUCAACCCCGACUCUGCCAAAGGCUACAAGGCUCGUGGUAUAGCUUUAUCCAUGCUUGGUCAAUGGGAGGAAGCUGCCAAGGAUCUGCACAUGGCGUCCAAGUUGGAUUACGACGAAGAGAUUGGAUCUGUGCUCAAAAAGGUUGAACCCAAUGCACACAAGAUUGAAGAGCAUCGUAGAAAGUAUGACCGCUUGCGGAAGGAAAGAGAAGAAGCAAAAGCUGAGCGUGAGAGGCAGCGUCGCAAAGCAGAGGCACAGGCUGCAUAUGAGAAGGCUAAAAAGAAAGAACAAUCGUCUGCAAGAAAACCAGGAGGUAUGCCUGGUGGAUUUCCUGGAGGAGGCAUGCCUGGUGGAUUCCCUGGUGGAGGCAUGCCCGGCGGAUUCCCUGGAGGAGGCAUGCCCGGCGGAUUCCCUGGAGGAGGAAUGCCUGGCGGAUUCCCAGGUGCCAUGCCUGGGGGCAUGCCUGGGAAUAUUGAUAUGAGCAAGAUUCUAAAUGACCCGGAACUAAUGGCAGCAUUUAGUGAUCCAGAAAUAAUGGCAGCUCUCCAGGAUGUCAUGAAAAACCCUGCAAACAUUGCAAAGCACCAAGCGAACCCCAAGGUGGCUCCUGUGAUUGCCAAGAUGAUGGGGAAAUUCGCUGGAGGCAAGUGAUUGAUGUUUUCUCCCUCAGAGAUACCGAAAUUUCUUGUGAAACUCGAGGGGUGAACUGAUGAAUAGAUGUGGUGUGUUUUCUUGUUUGGAAGUUGGAUAAUGGUGUUAAACGUUUCAUAUGGAACUCAUGUUACUUGUUAGUUAAGUAUCAAAAAACUUCACUCAACUUAUUUCUGAUGCCUGCUUUGAGAUGGGAGCAUCAAUUCCUGUUUGAAGUUAAAAUAUCAUCAUUUGAGAGGUCUA
Molecule: messenger RNA, 1548 nt
Organism: Asparagus officinalis (garden asparagus)
Lineage: Eukaryota; Viridiplantae; Streptophyta; Magnoliopsida; Asparagales; Asparagaceae
Product: FAM10 family protein At4g22670
Exons: 11
Coding region: 88-1305 (405 amino acids)
Molecular function (GO): protein dimerization activity; Hsp70 protein binding
Source: RefSeq, a predicted model, not a curated record